AAUGGUCCGGAUUUUAUCUUCUGCGGUCGAUAAAUAUCAGUCCUUACUACUCGAUAAUACUCGUUUUUUGCACACGCACUCCUUCGAUCCUCGGGGACCCUCUGGCCUAGCUCAGCGCUGGUUAUAGUCUCUCGUGAUCUACGCCCCUAUAUCACUUGUUCAAACAAAGUGAUGGGGGUGGGGGGUGUUUCGAGUUCUCAACUUAUGACAAGCCGCAAAAACAGGCUUUAUCAUAACAUAUGGUCGACCACGCCCUGACUCUAGCCCCCGCCUUUCGACGGUGGUGCCUCAAGAUAACAUCAGUCGCGAGAAGACAGGAGACAAUAAUGUAAAGGUUCAGAGUGGGCAUGGCAGUGAAGUAUUUUGAUAAUGAACUUACUCAGUCAAAGUCAGUAAGACAAGAGAAGCCUGAGAAAGAAUUGAUAGACAGCAACAUACCUGUUCAUUCGGAAAACGAAUUAAGAGAAGUAUCGCUACAUUUAGAGAAAAUUAUUUCCGAGCAGUCUUCUACAAUACCUGCAAUACAUCAAAUUAGCACUGAACUUAAGGAUACAUAUUUAAGUCCCAAAGAAAGGGUUCUACAGGAACUGAUUUCACAGGAAAGGAUUUUCAAGGAACGGGAUAUCUUUGAAACAAUUACCAAGGAAACAUUUCUCAAGCAUAUUGUAUUUGCAACAGAUUGGUUGUUCUAUAUCUGUUCGUUGGUCAUAUUUGCAGUCAAUCGACUAGUCAUGUCUGCACUUGAGAAUCAGUAUUUCAGACGAUUAUUAUCUGGAGAACCAAUGAGCACAGGAGAAGAGAUGAAGUUUGAACUUCUUCGUCUGAAAACAUUUGCAGGAUGGAUGUUACUUGACCGUGCUAGUCCAAUCAGAUUGGCCAAAGCAGGAUUUAUUUACACAGGAAAUGAAGAUGUUGUUAAAUGUUUUUCUUGUGAUGUCGUGAAGGGAGGAUGGAGCCGGAAUAUGAACCCAAUGUUGGUUCACAGAGAACUGAACCCAUCAUGUUCCUUCUUUCAAGAAGCAGAUGAUGUGAAUAUCCCAGUCUUCGUUCCACAACCAUCCGAGUACCAGGAAAUACAAAACUCCUUGCACAGACAAUACUGUGGCACCGACUCCCCGGCAAUCACCAGCAGCAGCUUCUCAAACCGACCAGAAGACAAUCCUGAUUAUUCCAGUGCCACCUUCAGGCAGAAUCAGGCAACAUCAACUCAGACAAACUUCCCCGUUGUGGCUACAGACUCAGGAGCAGCAGAAACAAGUCGCCAGGCGAUUGGCACGGCCAGAGGACUCGGACUUGGACAUGAUUCAGAAGCUACCCCAACCAGGGAGGAAUUUGCACCUAUGAAGAAGGAGGCCAACCGAUUCUCCAGCUUUGAUGCCAACUGGCCAAGACAGAACACUCCAGACCCCAGAGAUCUGGCCCGAGCUGGAUUCUACUUUACUGGGACUGUUGAUCGCGUUCAAUGCGUGUUCUGUAGAGGAAUACUUCGCAACUGGGACGAAGACGAUGUCCCUAUGGAAGAACAUAGGCGCCACUUUCCUAUGUGUCCUUAUGUCAUGGGAUUGGAUGUCGGAAAUGUUCCGGACCCAGUGGCUAUCAUAUCUGCAAACAGAACAUCUGAGUUCAUGAACGUCACCCAGCCAGCUGCUGUGGUCAGCGAUGCCAGCCUGGGGAUUGUUACUGACCGGCCCAGACACCCACAGUAUGCAGUGGAAGCUUCCCGAGUCAGCUCCUUCAGAAACUGGCCCAGUGGAAAGGAACAGACACCCCAGAUGCUGGCUAAGGCUGGCUUCUUUUAUGCUGGUUUUGGAGAUAGUGUGAAAUGUUUCUACUGUGAUGGUGGUUUGCGCACAUGGGAACGUGGUGAUGAUCCUUGGUCUGAACAUGCGAGAUGGUUUCCCCGUUGCCCAUAUGUUCGUCAAGUCAAGGGAGACAACUUCAUCCAGACUGCCCUUGGUGGACGAGAGCCUGCAACGUCUACAUCUGGCAACAGCACGUCGUCGACAUCGCAACAAUUACCUAAUAGUGCAACCAACAAGAAAGCUGUGCGGACCGUAGACCCGCGAGAGUUGUCUGCCCGGAUGGACAGCCCCAUGGUACAGACAGUGCUGAAGAUGGACAUCCCCCGAGACCGGGUGGCAAGAGCCAUACAGAACCGACUACAGGAGACAGGUGAUGACUUUGCCUCAAUUGAAGCACUGAUGGAUGCCAUCUUCCAUCUUCCUGAUGGGGAGCAAUCUGCUCCUGAAACACCCAAAGUAGUUGUCGGGGCUUCCAGCCAGAAUGUCCCUGCUGCCUCUGGAGAUGACAAAGGGGAAAAGUGUGAUGACUCAAGUGAGAGAACAAUGGACGAUGAUGACUCCAGUGAUGAGGAUUCCCAGUCUUUGAUGGAAGAAAAUAGACAGCUGAAGGAACAGAGGCAGUGCAAGAUCUGCAUGGAUGAGGAAGUGAAUGUUGUAUUUCUACCAUGUGGCCAUCUUGUUUGCUGUGCGACCUGUGCACCUGCCCUACGGAAGUGCCCCAUUUGCAGAGCCAACAUUCGUGGCACCGUUCGGACAUUUAUGUCAUAAUUGUACACGGGAAAGGGUACCCACUGUUGCUUUUGCUGAGCCUUAGACAAUCUAUUCCUGGGCAUUCUUAUAUUUCUGUUUAACACUUUAGAUUGUAUCAUUAUAGUUGUGAUGUGUCUAUUGUGCAAUCAAAGGUUCUGAGUUACGUAUUUAUACCUAUAUAAUUCAUGGUAAUGAACAAAUUGUACCUUACUGUGCCUGCUUUCAGCAAAAUUAUACCUCCAUGCAAAACACAUUUUUGUUAAAUUAAACAAUCCAGCAAGGAGGUGGAAGACGGAUUGUCUGUUUGACACUUUUGGUGCCAUCAUGCUGGUCAAUGUUACUCAGUCAUACAAGAGCAGGAUGAGGGUCCAGGUCCAGGAGUAUAUCUUCCUAACUUGGAACUGUUACCAGGUACAAGAGGCCGGAGCGGCCAUGUUCCCUCGGCGGCCAUGUUCCCUCAGCGGCCAUGUGGCCAUGUUCCCUCGGUGGCCAUGUUCCCUCGGUGGCCAUGUUCCCUCAGCGGUCAUGUUCCCUCGGUGGCCAUGUUCCCUCGGUGGCCAUGUUCCCUCAGCGGUCAUGUUCCCUCAGUGGCAAUGUUCCCUCAGCGGCCAUGUUCCCCCAACAGCCAUGUUCCCUCAGCUUCUGUUUUCAUAGAAAGCUGUCUGUUUUGAUAUCUUGACCCUUUUGAGUGCAGUAACAUUGUCUUCCACACGUUGGAGUUUUAUGGUUUACAUAUAUUUGGCUUACAAGUUAGCUUGGCUAGGUCAACAUGAAAACAAAUAAAAAUUGAGGAUCUCUCUUGUAUGUGGUAAAAAGUUGACAAGGUUGGCUGAUUGAAUGGCAAAAGUAAUGAUGUUUUUUUUAAUGUUUACUGUUGCAUGUGCUCCCAUAUAUGAAAAAUAAUUUAUUUCAGUAGAUUUUUGUAGUCUGUAUUUAUUCUUACAUGUAUCAACAAUGUACAACAAUCAAAUUUUGUGUCUGACCCUUACAUGUCCACACAGUAUCAAUCUUUGAACACAUUCAAUACCUCUAAUGUUUAUUUACCAUACUACAUAACUAAUUCCUGUGUUACAUGUAAUUUGUCAUGCUUUCUUAGGCUUGACGUUAUCAAACUGUUUAAGCUUCAAGAUUACGUGCACAUGUUCCUAAUGACUUUUACAUCAAUGUGGCAUUAUUUUUUGGCAGCAGAUUUGCCUGUGAUUUAACCUUGAUAAAGUUUGGUACCAUGGCGUAUCCUGGUUUUGUUUGGUGCAACUUGUUUUCAUGUGAACAGGCAUCGGUGCAAGUUGAAUCAAAUUCCUCAAAUCGAGCCCUGGACUCCCAACAAUCAUUUCUAGUCUACACCUUAACAUUGUUCAAUUUUUAUAUGAAAGAUGCUUUUUAGAAACUUUCAGACAAGAUUGAUGUGUUGUGGGAAGGUGGACAGUCUGCCUAUGAUGUUACUGCUGACAGACUUGGGAAAGAUUUUGUUUGAUUAUAUACUUUUUGCAAAUUUGUAGCAGAUGUUUUCUGCAAUUCCCUUUUUUUUGCUUUGAUUCUACUGUCACUUAUACACAUUGUAUCUCAUUUCGAGUUGUGAUCUAUGCAAUAAAAAACUACUACUGUA
Molecule: messenger RNA, 4158 nt
Organism: Haliotis rufescens (red abalone)
Lineage: Eukaryota; Metazoa; Mollusca; Gastropoda; Lepetellida; Haliotidae
Product: E3 ubiquitin-protein ligase XIAP-like
Exons: 8
Coding region: 348-2570 (740 amino acids)
Source: RefSeq, a predicted model, not a curated record